AUGAAGAUUGGCGUGGAAACGGAUGUCGAGGUUGAUACCGACAGGAUAUAUUCGCAACUACAGGCAUUUUGGGACCUCGAGCAUCUAGGCAUCACGGACCAGUGUUCAACGUCCAGUUCCUACACUGACCCCAUUCUUCAAGAGUUUAGCACUUCAGCAUGCCUACAGAACGGGCGAUAUAUGGUCCGUCUCCCCUGGAACCUGGAGAAGCGUCACAUGCUGUGCAAUAACAAGGUACUCGCGUUCCGACGGUUGAGUUACACCACCAAGAAGCUGCUACCGGAUCCCAGUUUAAUGGAAGAGUACGACUCUACGAUUCGUCAAUAUCUGCUAAAUGGACAUGCGGAGCGCGUACUUGAGACGGAGAACACCGGUGGAGGGCCUAUAUAUUACAUGCCUCAUCAUGCUGUCAUACGAAGAGAUCGGGAGACGACUAAAGUACGCAUUGUAUUCGACGCUUCGUCAAAGUCAUCUGGUGCAAUCUCUUUAAAUGAAGCUCUUCACGCUGGACCCAACUUGAACCCGGAUGUUCUACACUUGCUUCUUCAGUUCAGGGCAUAUCAAAUAGCUCUUACAGCUGACGUCGAAAAAGCAUUUUUACAGAUCGUACUCGAUCCACAGGAUCGCGAUUCUUUGCGCUUUCUUUGGUACGCCACUGCGCCGAAGGCAGACGAGGCUUUGCCUCCUAUUGAGACUUGGAGAAUGAUGCGGGUACCGUUCGGCGCAAAGUCCAGCCCGUUUUUGUUGGCCGCCACUAUCCGACAUCAUUUGCAAUCUGUGGUUUCACGAUAUCCUCGAACGGCUUCUCUUCUAUCAAGUCACUUUUAUGUGGAUGACCUGGUUGUCGGCGUGGAUUCCGUUGACGAAGGAAAUACGCUCUACCGUGAAUCGCGUGACAUCCUUAUUGAAGCAGGGAUGAAGCUCGUCAAAUGGACCAGCAACGACAGCACCCUGUGGAAGUUAUUUCAAGCGGAAGGCACUGCUUCAUCAUCCACCACUUCCCUUAAAAAGGUGCUCGGACUCAAUUGGGAUAUCGACUCUGAUGAGAUACAGCUCUCCAUGAAAUCAUUAUCCGAUUUUCUGGAACGUCCGGUUGACACUAAGCGUUACGUGCUUCAGGCUGUUUCUCGGAUUUUUGAUCCUCUGGGCUACGUGGCGCCGUUCGUCAUUACGGCCAAGAUCCUACUGCAAGGCAUCUGGCUUGCUAAGCUUCAGUGGGACGAUCUCCUUCCUGACAACAUAAGGUCUGUAUGGAGUAAUUGGUGUCAAGAGGUGCUUACGCUGGCUCGUUUCCGGCUACCUCGGAAGCUAACAGGUGCCACAGCUCCGUUGACGGAGGUUGCGAGGAGUCUGCAUGUUUUCGGCGAUGCCAGCACCAAGGCCUACGGAGCAGCUGUUUACUUGGUUUCUCAACGUGGCGAAGGCCUAUUGGAAGCAUGUCUUUUGCUGGCCAAAACCAGAGUCGCCCCGGUGAAAGCAAUGUCCCUCCCACGCCUCGAGUUGAUGGGCGCCGUUCUAGCCUCACGACUGCUUGGUUUGUGGCACGGAGUGUUGAAUGUUAUGUCACCAGAACUGCUCUUCGGAACACCAUCGGUAUCACCGCUCGAGAAUCACCGCAACUUUCAAUUCCAAAAACGCAAGCUUCCGUCUCAGCUGGGAGGUAUCCAGUGGGGUUGCAGUCAGUAA
Molecule: messenger RNA, 1686 nt
Organism: Ornithodoros turicata
Lineage: Eukaryota; Metazoa; Arthropoda; Arachnida; Ixodida; Argasidae
Exons: 1
Coding region: 1-1686 (561 amino acids)
Source: RefSeq, a predicted model, not a curated record